Cololabis saira (Pacific saury) is the source of this 10723-nucleotide messenger RNA. It is a transcript of the gene tcf20, whose product is annotated as transcription factor 20. The record is from RefSeq and is a predicted model, not a curated record. The transcript is spliced from 6 exons. Gene Ontology annotation, cellular component: nucleus. Gene Ontology annotation, biological process: regulation of transcription by RNA polymerase II. NCBI's taxonomy places the organism in Eukaryota, Metazoa, Chordata, Actinopteri, Beloniformes, Belonidae. The coding region runs from base 1835 to 9169 and encodes 2444 amino acids.
GGUGCAGGAAUAUGAGAGUGUAUGCAUUUUCAAGGCGGUCUUUCUGUUGCGAGAAAGAAAAAGAAAAAACACAGUAGAGUCUGACAGGAAAAACGAAUAGCUCGAGCCGCUGAUGAAGGCAUGGAAAUGCAAUUAAGUGACGGAAACUGAAAAAAAAAAAAACUGCGUGUUUUAAUGGAGGCUCGGGCGAAGGAAGAAAGGUGGAAUCACCUUCUCCGCGGCGUGUGAAGGAAGAGGGACCGGAGGGGGGGCGGGGGUGUGUGGACCUCGCUGGCGACGGGACCCGCACAAACCCCGGUCCUGCUCUACUCUCAGCAUCUUUUUUUUUUAAGGGGAGGACAAAAGGAAAAAAAAAAUAGAAGCAGAAGAAGACGAGGGGGAGAGAACCGCCAGAAAGGCCCGGGAUCGUGUCGCGUCGUGACGGGGGCCAUCCCUCCGCUUUGGCCGGCGCUGUUGUUCGGGUUUUACGAGGACUCCCGGCGGAGCAAGCGGACCCCCGGUCCUGUGGGGGUUUUCCUAACCACAGGCAGCGGCGGGGUCGCCAGCAACCAGCCAGCAGACAGCCAGCAACCUCCCCCUAGCUCCGGGGGCCUUGUCGCAGCCGCGCUCUCAGAGGUGUGACGACUUCUGGUCAGCAGCUCAUGGACGAUGAACUCGUCUGCAUGGAAAUACUCAAAGGAAACAGAAAAGAGGAGCUUGGAUUAAUGGAACCUGAAGUGGACUAAAUGGAUUACCCUUAUUUUGGAAAAUUGCUGUCAUGGAACUAUUUAAACUUAAAUGAUGGUUGAGAGAGAACAGCAAAGGUAAGACGGCUAAAUGCUGAAGAUGCAGGAUGGCACGAGGAGAAUCCUGAACACAAAGGAAGAACAUUAUUUAGAAGGGACCAAAUACUCCUACAGGCCUAAUGAAUGCACGUGUCUGAAAAAGCAUUUCUCUCUGCACCCAAGAGCCUGUGAGGACAUCCAUGGAGUGUUUGCCUCUCGGAGUAUUUGAGGGUCUACAUUCAAACCUCUUGAUUUUGUUCCUGGAGUUUUUGUCUCACACAGGUGUGAGUCAGGUCCAGAAAAAUCUCCACAUGUUGACGAACUGAAGGACUUCAGCAGCACAAAACAGUCUCAAUGGUGUAUUUUGAGAUUUGUUUUGUUUUUUUUUUUUGUUUUUUUAUGAAAUUGGAUCACAACUCAGCUUAGUCCUUAAAUAGCUCUGCUUGCUUAAGCUGAUAUCAAAGCGGAGUGCAUCCGUGUAAAGACAUUUAAGGUUGGAAGUCUCAAAUUGUGAUGUGGAAGUCAUCCACGAUAUCAUCGCAUUCUCGGUGCCAAACUGCUUCAGCUGCGUGUGAAUGGCUGCUCAUUUUUAAUCUGAAAAUUUCUUAAGCAGAAGUUUGCUUCAGUAUUUGUCUCUUUUUAAACAGCAUAUUUUUAAAACUCUCAUGCGAAAGGAAGCUUUGAAGAGGAAACAACCUACCAUCAUAUUGAAAAUGGAAGAUUUUUAAGAUUUUUGGGCCUUCUCGUCACCAUUUCAACCUCAUUGUCCACAAUUUCCAAAAAGUGAUAAUUUCUGAUGAUAUAUAUAUGAAUAUCUCUAUAUAUAUACAUACAUAUUUAUAUAUAUGUAUGUGUGUGUAUAUUCAUCUUCGUUGCCGUUUUAGUGGAUUUCAAAAGCAUUUCCUUGUUGACUGCUAAGCUGUGGGCUCUCUUUAUGGUUAGUGCCACAAGCCUUCCAGGCUUUGAUCUAAGACAUUCCCUGCUAUAGACACUGAAAGACUUUUCCGUUAUUGUUUUUUUUUCUUUCUUUCUUUAAAAAAAAAAACAACUUGGUUAAAAGAAAAAAAACAAUGCAGAAUUUCUCUAACAGUCCAGUUCCCCCCUCUGUCCCUCCUGGGUUUGGCGGGAGGCCUGUGGGGGGACCUCCAUAUCCCCCUCAGCCUGCAGAGCCGCAGAUCUCCCCAAGGAUGACGGAUGAUUAUGGCGGGUUGCAGCAGCAAAGUCUGCACAGAGGCCACCACCACCCCAGUCAGGCCAGCCACAUGCUCGCUUACAGUGCAAGAAACAGAGGAGCUGUGGAGCCGCCACCAACACAGGGUAACAUUCACAGUGGCACCAACAACCCCUAUCGGAAGGAGGCUAUGGAUUACUAUUUUUCAGUGGGUGGGAAGGACAGGCACAGAAGGGGAGGCAUGGGCUUUGGGGGAGCGUUUGGAUACCCCAGCAUUGAUGGACAUAUCUCUCAUCAGUACCGGCAUCCUGGAGCUAGCUCUGCAUCACCAGCUGGCCUGAUGUCGCCAUAUCCAGUAGACUAUGCCUCGAGUCCUGGUUCAGCUGGAGGUGCAGGAGCCUUCUCUCCUUCUCAUCAGUACAGUAUGAAUCAGAACCCUUCGUUGCAGUCAGUGGCAGGAGCUCAGAUGCAACACCGCCAGCACGGUCAGACCUUCCCAACGAUCCACCACGGACAGCAGCAUAGGAGCUAUCCACACUCUGGGCACAGACUGACCCCACAGUACCCGCAUUACUCUCCGCAAGGUGGAGCAUCCACGGGGUCGUCAGGAAUGUAUAGCCCCCCCCUGCAAAGAUAUCUCGAUGGAGCUGCUAGCACUGGGUUUGAUCCUAAAAUCAACAGUUCUCCCAGUGUCAACUCUACUUCAAACUCAAUCUCUAGUUCAGUUGCUGCUAACAAUGUGGGGUCGGUGGAGAAUGUUCAACAGAGUUACCAUGCUGCGAAUUAUCCUGGAUAUUCUCCACAUUCACUUCACAAGCAAGCCACACUACAGCACCGCAACUCGCAGCACAGCUUAGGGGUAGGUUAUGACAGCGCCCUCAAAAUACAGCAUCAGGGUCUGUCUCCGAGCCCUGCUUAUGCUAAGCAUCAUCACGCCUCCAAUCCCAGUAUACCUCAGCCAGCAUCUCAAGAUAUAGCUAAAUCCCCAAUGCAUCCUAAUGCUCAGCAAACUCAAAUUAACCAAAACUUCAGCCCUAUAUCUAACCCCUCGCCUGUUGCCUCUGCAGUUCCCUCCCCCAGUUGUAGCUCCUCUCCGUCCCCUCUGAUGGGUGUCUCAGAAGCACAUGGAAACCCCUCGGGUCAUGGUUCUUCGCAUCCUCCUACAUCAAACCCCCGUAGCAGCCAUGGUCAUGGUAGAUUACUGCAAACUAUGCCUCAGUUAAGUCCCACACCUAACUCAAAUAGCAGCAUCAGUAGUUCUGGUAGCAGUGGCAGUCAUAAAGCUCACAGCAUGAACUCAGUUGGGGGGAGCAGUCUUCAUCCAACGUGCCGCAGCAAAAUGGGUCAAGGUGCCGGAAUUGGAUCCCGAGAGGAAGGCUCUUCUGUUUAUUCCACUUCUUCACUUGACAAAAUGCAGGAUGCUGGCCUGAAUAGUCUUAAUGCCUUGAGUUCACAAGUAGCCAAUUUACCCAACACCAUUCAGCACAUGCUCCUCACUGACACAGUACUCUCACAAAAGAAGAAAGAUGGUGGGCAGAUGCCACAGACAGUACACGGUGUGCCUCCGUCACAGCCAAGGAGUCAAAGUGCAAGUACAACCUCAAGUACUAGCACAGUCAAAGAUGGAAGUGUCGUGGGGAUUGGUGAUGGUACCUGCCUGGAUGCAGGUGGUGAUGAAGAUUCUUCCUUAAUCUCGGUUGGAGGCUCAUCUGGGACCAAAAUGGAUCAGGAGGAGCAGUUAUCUGAAGGGGAACAUGGGAGAGUGAGGCAGAUGAGUGGUGCGAGCAGUGGGUCAGAAGCAACUGGUUUUAAUCAAGCCCAAACACAGAUGGGAGAAGCCACAAAUGUUAAAACAGGCAACUCGGAUUCAUCCUCAAAAGAAGUAGUUGUCACAGAAUCAAAAACAAAUGAAGCUCACAUUCCUUCUUCAUCAUCAUCAUCAUCAUCUCCAGCUUUUGGAUGUCAGUCAUCAGAGGCGGGUCGUACUUUACACACAACGCCUCGUGUCCCCUCAUCCUCAUCCUCCAGCAUUCCUCCCCCCCAAACAAAUUGUGUCCCAGAAACUAUUUCGACAUAUUCUGACCACAGAGGUGACGAAAUUAAAAAUGAGAACGAUGCUGCAGUUGAGAAAACACAGAGGAUCGGUAGUCGAAUACAACAAGAUGGAGAAGUCAAAAAACAAAAUGGCCAGGAAAAGGAGAAUAGAUUUCAAUCUGCAUCCAAAUCGCAUAAGAAGGAAGAAAAACACGCAUCGGAAGAGCAGCAGAAUGCCAGUAGUGUUGGUGUGAUUGUUUCAAUCCGCUCUGAGGGAAGUCACACGGACAAAAGUAAGCCCCCCCAAGACAAUUGCAUAGAAGAGAAACAGCCACACUCUUACUUAAGGGAGUCAGGAAGCCAUAAUGGAGAGGAGGGUAUAGAUCUGAGUAUGUAUUCCUCCCAUCACCAGAAAUCAAACUGUGGAAAGUCUCAAAAUAUUCCACAGUCUGGUUUGCAUAAAUAUGCCUAUCCAGAAUCAACAUAUGGCUCAGAUUUGUCCAUGAAGAACAGAGUGAGAGCAGGCCCAGUAGGUGUAAUGGAUUCAAGUCCCAAACAUUCAGGAUACCAACAAUCACAAGGCAGUUAUGGCCCUGUGCAUCCAAAAGAUGCUGGUUCUGUAGCCGAGUCUUUGGCAAAGAGAGGGCAUGUACCCGGAUCUAAAGGUCAAGAGGAGAAUUCACAGAUGCAACAAUGCCCGAGUCUUCUGCAAGAGGUUCUUCAAGGUUACAAUUUAGAUAGACGUUAUUAUAGACCAGAACAGACAUAUCCUGCGCAUCAUCCAAGUCAACAACAGUUCUCAUCCAGGCAUCCAUUUGGUAUGACUGAGUCUGCGAAAAUGCAAGGUGGAGUACCUGAGGGUUUGACUCAUUCUGCCCAAGUGGGUUUCUCUGGAAAGCCACAGAACCAGAGGCAUGGAGGUGAGCCUGAUUUCACAGCAGAGUCUCACUCCUCAGUAAAGCCGGAGGCAUCCAAUGCUAAGAUUAAUCAAAGUUCUGAAAAAAAUGAAGUGGGUCCAUCCCAGAGCCAGUUAACACAGGCUGCGGAGUCUCAGCAACCCCAGUCAAAACAUAUCAACCUAGCUGAUUAUUCUCUGCCGCAGAGAAAAGUGCUCUCCAGUUUAUCCACUCCAUCCUCUGCUGUGCAGGAGCUUCUUUUGCAAGAGCCGGAACCGUUAGCUGGAACUAUUGGUCAAAGCGAACCUCAGAAAUCAUUAGGCUCCAUGUUAGCCCCCUCAGAACGGCGCUCCGUUAUCUGUGAUGUAUCUCCAAACCAACACAGUACGCCAGAGAGGGACAGGGAGGUUGAUAGGGAGCGGGAGAGAAAUCAGAGUGGGGCCUCUGUGAUUCAGCAGCAAUUUUCCUCUCCAGCAGCGGCUAAUGAUCUAAGUAAAAAGGAUCCUGGAGAGAAACAAGUGGUGAAAAUGGAAAUGGCACCCAAAGAGGCUGUGACAGAUGCUGUAAAUUUACAAACUGAGCAUCGUGGCAGUGGUGCUGUUAAAGACGCCGACAUGGAGUAUAAGUCCAAGUCACUCCAUCCAUCAGCUGACCCCUAUAGGCGAGGCGGUAUUGAUGUCACUUCGAUGCCCUCUCAUCCUAUGAACACGAAUCCUUUGACUUCACCGUCGAGACAUCCGUCAUAUCUACAUGGUGUUGACCUGUCAACGGGUGGUGGCAGUACUUUUUCUGGAUUUCGAUACAGUGAUUCGCGAGAAGGUAGCAUGAGGUCCCUUAGUAGUCCACAUUUUCCAUCUCAUCAUCCGUACCACCAUUUAACCCCUCAGUCUCAAACCGCAAACAAGCUUCAGAUGUAUUUGCACCCGCGUGGCCUCCCUCAUCAUCUCCACGAAAUGAGUGACUGGGUGAAAGCAAUGAACAGGCCACCAAAGGAUAUCCUCAUGCAGACAGGUGCCUCUCCUGGAAGACAUAAAGGUAGCCAGCAGGAGCACAGACAGCAGGAGAUCUCCCAAACGGACAUGCCCAGUGAGCAGCAUACAAGCAACACUUCACUCCAUCAUCAAAGCACUUACUUUGAUAUGAAAAUGUGGGAGUCAGCACAUUCUGGACGAGAGGGUGCUCGGAUGAUGGAGGGAGACUCUUAUUAUAGACCGCAAGCUCCUCCCCCUCAGCAACAUCCCCUUCCUUCCCCUGUAGUUUCACAUGGCCAUGUUCCUCCACAAAUAUCUCAUAGCCAAAAAGCUGCAGAUGCAGAGGUCAUAAGGGGGGUCAAAGAGGAAGCCAAGCACCCCUGCCCACCUCCUCCACCCAGCUCUAAUAAGCCUCGCGCUGACACGAACUCCACUCAGCCACAGGUAAAGACUAAAGCUGGGGGUUCUGGAGACACAAAUCCGCUAAUAUUAAGGAGGAGAGUUCGCUCUUUCAUUUCUCCUAUCCCUGCCAAGAGACAAAUCCAGGAUGCAUCUCAGCAGAGAGCUGCCACUAAUUUGAAUCACUCCCCAGGGCUUCAGGCAGAGUCCAGCCAUCACAAUGACGAUGACUCAUCCAGUUCAGAUAUGCCAUGUCCCAGGCUCUCUUCCCCUCUGCCGGGAGAUAACACCUUUUCACAACCUCUGUCUCCAGCGGGUGGUAAUGCAAAAGCUUUCCUUCCCCGAAAAGGGAGGGGUUUGAAACUGGAGGCAAUAGUGCAGAAAAUCACUCCAAAUAUUAAGAAGCCAGCAGGCCAUGCUGAUGAUGACUCAAAUCAUUACACAGGCUUCUCACACUCUGAAAUAUCAACAUUUAAUGACUCACAGGACCAAGACUUAGCACAUUUCCCCAGGGUUGCACGAGUGGAUGAUAGUUACAUGGAUGAAAGUCACUCACUAAAUGACAUGCUUCCCUUCCGAGGAGUUGAUGACGCUGCGCCUGGUUAUGCAUGUGAUCCUCAUCAGACAUCCCAAGUCAUCAAACAAGAUUUUGACUUUGGAUUAGGGUCUGCUGUUGGCACAUCAUCUGGUGACAAGGAAGACUUUGCUUUGCUUGGGCCUUUACCUCCUCCCCCUCCACUUCCUCGCCCUGUCCAGGGUUCCCCGCCUCCAUCUUCAUCUGCCCUAUCAGACAUUCAGCAUUUCACAAACACAUACCAGCAGCUUGAAACACGAAGGGGAGAGCAGUCUGCUGCAACCCUGCUUCGACAGAAACUUCAGGAAUCUGGCAUGGGAUUUGACGAUUACCCUGGUAGUGACUACUAUGGGACCACCUCACCCCACCAAGGACACAUGCUGAACAGACAUCACAUCUCUUCUCGGAGGUCCAGUCUGUCGCCGCAAGAUUCAAAGCCAAUUGAUAGUCUUGUGCCGAAAGGCUAUUUUCCUUCUGGCAAGAAAAAGGGCAGGCCCGUGGGGAGUGUGAAUAAACAAAAGCGGGCUCAGAGCCAAGGCCAAACACAGGCCCAGGCCCCGGCCCAAGUCCAGACACAGAACACAACUCUGAAUGCUCCUCAAGCCCCACCCAUUCCCACUCCAGCUCCUGCCACAACCCCACCAGCAAUAGAGAGUACCAGCAGCACACCAACUCCCUCAGCAGCCCCUCUGUUGGAAGAUCAAGACACUCCUCAGCUGGACCCACCUAUUUUAACCCAGGUGGUGGAAGCUGACGUAAAGAGUGAGAACACACAGCCGGAGAUUGAGGUGAAACCUGUGCGACGCAGACGCAGAGGUGUGAAAGAUGAAGAUGACCCACUGGCAGCCAGGGGACGACAAAGGAGGAGGAGGAGAGGGGCAGUAGCAUCAGUGCCAUCAAUGGCCAAAGAUGACACGGAUACACCUUUAGGGACAGCAGGAGGUCUCAGCACAAGUAGACAGGUCCUGUUUGUUCCUCACAUACAUGUGGAGAAAAAAGUACCAGAGAUCGGGGCAGUGUGCACCAUAGUAAAUGCUGAGGAUGAGAAGAUGAAAGGAGAGCGAAGUGUAGUCGGAGGGAAAGCCAGCGGGAAUGGAAAUGAUUCCCUCCUGACCUCAGCACUUUCUUCUCAGUUAUCUAGAAGAGACAGAGAUUCGGAGAAAAGAGACAGCGACGAGGUGGAAACUAUACUUCAGUCAGGCAAAACACUUCCUUCGUCUGGCUAUGUUGUUUCAGGGCCUGUGAUUACAGAGACCAAUCAUUCUGGCCGGCUGCUAUGUUGUCUUUGUCAGAAAUGGGCAAAUUACAAACAUCUCGGAGAUCUUUACGGGCCUUACUAUCCAGCUGAGUAUGUCACAAAACUUCCCAAGAACCAGCCCCAGAUUAGACAAUGUCAGCCAACCGCAGGCACACAGAAACCCGGACCAAAUUCAGACGUGAGCUCAAACGCUUUGAGUGCCGUCCAAGACACACAAACACAGUAUACUCAGUUUUCCAGGCCCUCGACUGAGAGCGACUUUGCCCUCAACCUAAAUUCAAACACAACAUCUCUUACCAGUACAGUCAGAACUGCCUCCCCACCCAAGACGGAGGAGAUGAUGAUGAUGCAUGUGAGGAGCAAGUCCCCUAACACUGCUUCAUCUUCCUCCUCCUCCACCACCACCAUAAAAGCAUCUCUGUCCUGGGAUGUGAGUGAAGAUACUCCACCUAUCCCCGAGCUGAAAAAAGAGGCAGAUAUCGAAACUGAACAGCCGCAAGCGCAGAAACAGGUUCAGCAGCCGACAGAUGAAACUCAGCAGCGGCCGCAACACAGAAAGUUGACAUCACAUCCACGUUUUAAAAGGAGACACAAGUCCACUGAGGAUUCCCCCAGAAUGGUACCAUCAAACAGUAAGGCUUCCCUGCCCUUCCAGCCCCCGCCACCAGCCUUGGACUCCCUGGGACCCUUGGCACAACUCGCGCAGCUGCCUCAGAUGCCCAUGGACCCUGAGGAGCUGUGGGUGCACGAAGGAUGUAUAGUGUGGACGAGUGGAGUGUACCUUGUCAAUGGGAGACUGUAUGGGCUGCAGGAGGCACUAGAUGGCGCCAGAGAAACAAGCUGCUCAUACUGCGAGAUGGUUGGCUCGACCCUGGGCUGCUACAGUAAAGGCUGCACACUUCGUUACCACUACUUAUGUGCUAUUGAAGCAGAUUGUUCUCUAAACGAGGAUAACUUCUCACUAAGAUGUCCGAAGCACAAGGUAAAGAAAGAGAGUUUACCCAAAGCAUCCGGCCAGCCAAAUCAGUGUACCUGGAGCAGUCAGAGAGAGGCUGAGAAAGCCACAGAGAAGGAAGAAACCCAGGAGGCUGGGAGUUGCUAACUUGGACAAUGGGAGACUGAGAAAUGUGAACCGACUGGACCGGCGUUUUUGCAGGAGAACAGCUAAAGGGAAUGUAGAGUUUCUCAACAGGAUUCAGCAUUAUUUACAUUUAAGACAAUGGGGAGAAUACAUUUUGUAAUGAAUCAUUGCUCUUUGUCUAAAAGCAGAGAAAAAAAGAGAAAAAAAAUACAGAGGAACAGAGAUACAAGAAAGAGACUUUGAUCAAAGCGGCACGAAACGACACGUCACGGUUGACGGAGGACUCGAAGGAACUUUGCUGCAAAGAACAAAACAAACAGAUUUCCUCUCUAGGCUCACUUUGAUUUUCCAGAGAACCAAAAGUGUUCAAUUCAUUUAUCAUCGUCUGCAUUAUCGUCUUCUUUUUUUUUCGUUUUGUUUUGUUUUUUUCUUGCAUUUGCUUUGAGGAUGUGUUUUGGGAGCAAGUUGGGUAUCAAACCCAGUGGAGGCGAGGAGAACGUUUAGUUUCCUCUCAUACGUAGUAUUCUAUCUAAUGAUAUUAAGAUGGUCACAGUUAUUCUUUUACUUCUCAUUAUUAUUGUGUAUCCUCAUCAGUAUUUACUCAUGACAAUGAAAUGGAUGUAUCUCACAUUAUAUUUAGUCAACAUGAGUUUUUUUUUUUUUUAUUUUGUUUUGUUUUUUUUUUUGUUUUUUUGUUUAAAUCUCAUUCCUGGAGACGGAGGAGCCAGAUUGAUGUGAUGUCUGGAAUGUCAGGGUCAAGUUUGCCACAAAGACAUUAUUGCCUUGGAGAACGGACAUCUGUUGCCUUUUUAAAAAAAAAACUACAACAAAAAAAAAGAAAAGAAAAAAAAAAAGGUGUAUGACUGUAAAAUGAGUGCGUGUGAGAAAAAUGCUGAUAUCUGGGUCUUUGAUUCCAUUUUGGUCCUUUUGAAAAGUGUUCUUAUUUUUCAUCGCAGGGGUUUUUACGGUACAGAUAGUAUUCAUGAAAUAUCAGAUGGACAGUCUUAUUUUUCAAGUGCAAAAUCUUCAUAAUGUCCAGGAGAGACAGAGACUUACAAGAGGAGAUAAAACUACGGACUCGAUGCGUGUUCGCUGUCUUUAACCAUGCUGACAGAAGGAAUAUGAAGGACGAGACGCUGAGGAGCUGCCAUUGGUGUUAAACUGUUGUGUCCUUCAUGCAAAGUUACCUUUGUCUAACGUCACGCCGGUCCCUCGAACAGCGAUAGAACAUUUUUGAAGCUGUGCAGUGGAGAGGGUGUCAUGAAUGCCUGCGACCGGUUAAAUAUCCCGGCCGGAGCGUAGUGAGCUGAACCAAGUACUUCUGGAUGGUUUCCUUCUUCUGCAACAGCAGCAGUUUAAUUGAGAGAUGUUACAUCCAUUCAAAAGAAGCGUGACCAUCAGAUUUAAAAGUGACUCAUACAUGGUGUUGUCUUUAUCAUUUUUUAUUGUUAUUCUUGUAAAAAAGAAAAAAAAAGUCAAACUGAGAGGAGACAGUUACACUAUCAAAAACAUGCUGUAUUAGAAACUUGUCAAUAUGUAUAUGAAUUAUGAAUACACUUAAAAAUGCUUCAAGUA